Messenger RNA from Thlaspi arvense, 492 nucleotides. The record is from the annotation of a GenBank genome assembly. Lineage: Eukaryota; Viridiplantae; Streptophyta; Magnoliopsida; Brassicales; Brassicaceae.
AUGGUGUCUUUUGAGUACUCUUGGAUUCCUUCUAAGUGUGAAAGAUGUAAGCAUUUAGGCCACAAGAAAUCAAGAUGUCUGCUCCUUCAUGAAACUAAAGCUAACACUCCAAACUUUGUGGAUACUAGAGCAACCGCUGAUAUAGCUUAUGAAGUUGUUAAUACUAUAAUUCUAGACAUUCCUUUUGUUCCCCCUAUAGAAGCAGCCAAUAAAGUUUCAAAUGAUGUUGUUGCUGCACAUGUUGCAGUUUUAUCUACUUCAGCCUUAUUUUGUGAAGAGAUAGAACCGGUGGCAACUCAUGUUGCUAAUCUAAUUGAUUUAGAUCAUAUCAAUGCUUUAGAAAAUGCCAAUGCUACUCCUUCGUUUGGUUCUCCUCCUGAUUUGGUAACCUUCUCAACUCCUUUCUCAGAUUCAUCUGCUAAUGAUGAAAUGUCUUUGGAAGCAAUCCUCUUAAAAGGACAAGAAGAGAAGAAAUGCAAUGGACCAUGGUAG